GAUCAGAAAGACUAAUCAGCGAUCGAGAAUAGAAACGUGCAUCUCGAGAGCUAGGGUUCUUACUUGUAAAAUUACGACAAAAACGUACGAAUCUUCAGAAGUAUUUGUCAAGAUGGCUAAUGAGCUUGAACUUGACUGCCUGGAGCUUGAAAGACUGUCAACACUGACAACCAGAGAUUCAGUGAGGACCCUACUAUCCAAACAGAUUCAGGCUCUGAAGGAACCACUGGAAGCCUCCAAAUUACCCGAUGGGCAAGACCACAAGGAAGCUGACCCUGUCGGAGUGGUAACAGAAGAGGUGGGCCAGGGUCAGCAGGGGGCAGUAACCAACGAUGAUAAACCUGUUGCAUCCUCAACAGGUACAACUGCUCCAGACAUACCUAAGCCAAGCGAGUCUCAGAAGGUACUGGUCUCCAAACUCCCAUCAAAGACCAUCACAUCGUAUGGUUGGGAUCAGUCUCCUAAGUUUGUCAAGGUGUAUGUCACGCUUAAUGGUGUCCAAUCUCUAGCUAAAGAUGACAUCACUGUCAACUAUACAUCUAGUUCCAUGAGUUUGAGAGUAAAGAAAUCAGAUUGUAUUCACCAGCUUGUUGUCAAUAGCCUUCUACAUCAAAUCAUUCCAGAUAAAAGUCACCAUAAGGUCAAGACAGAUAAUUUGGUAAUCCUAUUAAAGAAGAGAGAUGAAAAGAACUGGGCAUAUUUAACAGAGACUGAAAAGAAGGCCAAACAGAAAGGGAAACCUACGCCCCCUAAAACAGACACCGCAGACCCCUCAGCGGGCAUCAUGGAUCUCAUGAAGCAGAUGUACGAUGACGGCGACGAUGACAUGAAGCGAACGAUUGCCCAGGCAUGGACGCAAGCUCGCGAGAAAAAAGACACGAUGGAGCUCCCAUGAUAACACCGUGCCAAUAUAGUGUAAGCCUACAGACUUUAUUUGAGACAGUCGACUGAACAAUUAUAAAUGAAGCUUUGAAUCAAGCCUAAAUAUGUACGCCUCUGGAUGAGUUCUCAGGAGAAACAAUUAUGCCUGCAAGGAUACGUGUAAUUUCUUUGAUUCCUAGUCUUACAUUGCAGACCCUUUUCAUACUAUUCCUAUUGGUAUUGGACUGUAGACAAGUAGACUUGAAAUGGAAAAAAAAUGUGUGUCGUAGAGUUAUAAACUCCUAUGCUUUGUAUCUUUCAUUGUUGUAUCAUGUAAGGGCAAAUAAUGUUUGUAGACAUUUUUUUCUUCUCUUCAGGGGGGGGAUUUUUCUUUUACCUUUAUUUAAUUUGUGCAUAUACAUGCGGAACCAGCAUAGACCCGGUGAGGGGGGGGGGGUAUUCCCAAAAGCUCCUUGUCAUGUCAGUAAGAUGCAAUGGAAACCGUCAAGACCGAAUGAUACUGGCUAUAACACAUGAUUUCCAUAGACUCCAUCCUGCAUACAUGUAAAUGCAUGUUUCGUCCCUGAUGGGUUAAUACUCAACUGGUGACAUGCUCUUGUGUAAUAUGCCACAAAUUUCUUUCUCUGUUUUUAUUUUAACAAAGCAAGACUGAAUUUGCACUAACCUUAUUCCAAUUAUGAAGAAAAUUUCUUAUGAAUGCUGCAUUAAGGUGUUUGGCACCAAGAAUUUAAUGCAAUUAAAUCAACCCUCAAUUUCUGUUUUCACUAGUCAAAAAUUUUGAGUCUGAUUUAAAACUAAAUUUCGAUUUCAAAAGUUGCAUGAGACUUGAAAGUAAAGAGUCAUGAAGAAUUAAUAAGGGGGCUUUAUUAGAAUUAGCUAUUUUAUAAACCAUACAUGUUAACCAGGGGUGGUAUUUCAGGGGGAUGUUUCACAAAUGUUCCAGUAUGACCUUGAGUCGCACAGUAGCUUGCCGAAUGUAAGGCAUCACUGCAUUGGUCAAAUAGGACUCGCGCUACUGCAUAUUAUUAAAUGAUAUUGCGGCUAAAAUAAUCCUGUUUACGUCUGCACUAAGGUGACUUUAAAGGUAUUGUUUAACUUUGUGAGCAGCCGAUUAAAAAAAUUCUCAAACCAAGAUGAAACAUGUGUACAAGUGCAUGUAUUAGAACUAAUAAACCCUGAAAACAACCAUUAUUGAGAAUGAAAAGCUAAAACUACAAGGCAAACCCUGAUUUUAUAAAUAGGCAUCUUAUAGACACCUAAAUAGUACACAUAAGUGUAUGGGAUGAAAUUAAGAUGGUGUUUCCGGUCACUUUAUAUUUCAAUUUUUGAAGCACUAAAUAAUUAUUUUCAAACGCAAUUUUUUCUGGGCUUCAUUUUUGUAACAUAUCACAGACACAGGUGACAAGUGUGACCUAGCUCAUAUUUUUUAAAAGUCAAACCAGUGUUAACCAAUCACUUUAAGUCAUACUUCAUUCUUUGUGAAACACCCCCUAGAGUUGUCCUAUCUUCUGUCAUAUUAAAGAGACCACUACGAUUGGGCUAAAUCGGAUAAGGGAAAGUUUGAGGAUAUCCAAGGGGGUGAUGUCACAAUAAGAGCUCAACUAGAGUGUAUGAGAUAUAUUGUUUAAAGUCAAAGAGUCGCGUAUUUCUUAUGGGAAUUCCGCAAAUGGCUUUUCAUUUCCAAUUUUUGCAUUUCAUCACAGAAAAAGCUGCUUUGAAAAGAUGCAUAGUGCCUUUAUAGCAGGGCUCCUGCUAAAAGUCCUGAUACAGACUUUUUGACAAGGUACAUGUUCCUAUAAAGGUCAUUCCAUAGUAUGAAUUUGAUUAAUCGAAAGAUUUGUGAAAUUGAUUUUGUUUGUGGAUAUCCUUCACACAGCAUGUAAUUGGAAAUCUGAAGUGUUUUGAUAUAUAUAUGUAUACUGUAUGAAAUAUUUUUAUACCUUUCUAUCAUGAUAUUAGUCGCAAGAAAAUGCUGUAAUUCUGUGACAUGACUUUGUAUAAAAAUAUUACACAUUAUCGAGGGCAUUGGUAAGAAUUAUAACACAACGUCCCUUUGGAACAGUUCUUACAUGCCCGAGGUGUAGCUGAGGGCGUUUGGAAUGAUCUAAAGGUAACAAAUGUUUGUGUGAUUAUGCUAAUGCUCGAUCAAAAUGAUCUGUAGUAUUAUAUGUUUUAUAAAAUGAAGAGCUUGAUUCCAAAAGGGGCUAAAUCCACUUAUGACCAAAAAAUUUUUUGUUAUACAAAUAUAUGUAUCUUCGACGUGGCAAUCAAAUGCAACAUAUCACAUUUGGA
Lytechinus variegatus (green sea urchin) is the source of this 3174-nucleotide messenger RNA. RefSeq names its product calcyclin-binding protein-like. The transcript has 6 exons. Gene Ontology annotation, cellular component: nucleus. Gene Ontology annotation, molecular function: S100 protein binding; ubiquitin protein ligase binding; tubulin binding. NCBI's taxonomy places the organism in Eukaryota, Metazoa, Echinodermata, Echinoidea, Temnopleuroida, Toxopneustidae. The record is from RefSeq and is a predicted model, not a curated record. Bases 113 to 895 code for a protein of 260 amino acids.